Molecule: messenger RNA, 2136 nt
Organism: Metarhizium brunneum ARSEF 3297
Lineage: Eukaryota; Fungi; Ascomycota; Sordariomycetes; Hypocreales; Clavicipitaceae
Product: Regulatory protein LEU3
Biological process (GO): DNA-templated transcription; regulation of DNA-templated transcription
Cellular component (GO): nucleus
Molecular function (GO): zinc ion binding; DNA-binding transcription factor activity, RNA polymerase II-specific; transcription cis-regulatory region binding
Source: RefSeq, a predicted model, not a curated record
AUGAGCGGUCCCAAGAGAAAGCGAAGCGGGCCUGUCAAACACGAGAGCAGUCCCGGCAGCGCUUUGGAAGACGAUCACGGUGACCAUGGCGACCAUGAUAAGAAACGCCAGCCCGGCGUAAAGAGAGCCUGCAACGAAUGCAGGCAACAAAAGCUGCGGUGCGACGUUGUGCAGGAACCAUUUCAGAGUUGCUCUCGGUGCAACCGUCUAAAGCUCGAAUGCAAGAUCGAGUCCAACUUCAAACGAGUUGGCAAGCGCUCCAAGCACGCCGAGAUGGAAAAAGAGAUUGAGCGACUGCGGCGCAACAUUGAUCGAGCAAAAGCCCAAGGCUUUGUGUUGGAAGCCGGCGAUGACGACGACAUGAAUUCCCCUGUGGCCCCGAGCGCUACGCCGUAUACACACACCCGCAACACGUCCCUGAUGGGUUCGGACGAGGCCGUUUCUUCCCUUCUUCAUCUCAAGAGAGGCGGCGCAUACGCCGCACCACAUUACUCGUACGAGCUAGAGGGCGUUCGACUGACCGAUGACAAUGUCACCCAUCUUUUCAACGAGUUCUUCGCCUACUACCACCCGUUUUUGCCCUUUCUCAGCCCGCAACAGCCUCCGGAGCAAUAUAACCAACAACACCCGCUGCUAUUCUGGUCCAUUAUCGCAGUUGCGGCCCGUCGCUUUAGCCCGAGGGACUGUCCGAAUCUUCUCACCAAUUUGUCGAGCCCAAUGACCCGGUUCUUGUGGACAACAAUCGGCGAGGUGCCCAGCAACUACCAUGUGGUCAAGGCCAUGUGUUUGCUCUGUACGUGGCCGCUGCCCACCAGCACUACCACGUCAGACCCCACGCAUAUCCUCUGCGGUGUCAUGAUGAAGACGGCAACUGGCAUUGGAUUGCACCGUCCGAAUCACAUUAGGGAUUUUUCGAGGGUGUCAGUCGAACUCAACAAGGAGCAACUGGCCGAUCGCGUCGCUACCUGGGCGGUAUGCAACAUCGUGGCGCAGAAUAUUGGAACGGGAUACGGACAGCCAGCAUCGACCUUGUAUGACUGGACGCUCGCCCUCCGUCCUGGUGACGACCCAGCUCUUCAUCUGUCAACGGAUCUCGAAGCCCGGCUUCAAAUCGAGCGAUUCUGCGACAAGGUCUCCAAGGAGAUGUAUAGCAAUGCCAGUGACCCCAGAGGUGUUGCCGGCGAUGAACACCGUGCCAUGCUUAUGCGAGUCUAUCGUCGAGACUUUGGCGAGCUCCAAGCUUCAGUCAUGUCUCAGCAGCUUGGGCCGAUUGUCAAUCUGCAUCUUCGAGCCGCGGCACUUCACAUGAGACUGGCCGGCUUCUUCGAUUCCAGCAAGACUCCGGGUUAUAUGGAUGAUCUCAUGGGUCUUUGGAGAGCGGCAUCUAGCUUUCUCGACGAGCUUCUCGAAGUGGACAAGGUCACUUCGCCGCGAGAAAGGGGGCGCGGCACGAUUUUGCUGUAUGCGACCAAUUAUUUGCAACAGAUGCUUGUUGCGGCUGGCUUCACUUUGCUCAAGCUGAUGAGAUCGUUCUUCUGCAAGACAAUCGAUUUUGAUCGCGGUCGGAGCCUGUUCCACCACUCUGUCAAAGCUAUCCGGGCGACCAGCGUGGUUCACAAUGAUCUGCAGUGGCGCUUGGCUGAACUGAUGGUGCAGAUGUGGAACGGGGCUCGUCUGGAUAACCGGAACAAUGCUUACAAUCCAGACGAUGACACGGCCGUGCAAAUGGAUGAUAGCCUGCAGCUCAAGGUCCGCUGUCGUCACAGCAUGAGCCUAGUGUUUGAUUCAGUCUGGCGGUGGAGAGAAGAGUACCAAUCUCAAGGGCGAGGAAGCCUGGAGAACACGAAGCAUCCUACUCAUCCGGACUCGGCGAACGAAUCGUCGGCCUCAUCCUCGCAGCUUGACAGCACCCUCAUGCCGUCCCAUCCUCUCCCUCCAUCAAGCCUGUUGACUGCAAACGGGGCCUUGACACCCGGUGCUACCGGCCUGUCAGCAGCGGCAACUGCCCCGAGUACAAUGAUUGCUGGCAUGCCUUACGAUUCGAAUUACGACUUUUUCGAUCCACAGCAUUGGAUGCUGGACGGCUUGGUUGAUUUUAAUUACGGCGGCUUUGUGCCUCCGCUUGAAGGAGCGUAG